Messenger RNA from Trematosphaeria pertusa, 2900 nucleotides. RefSeq lists its product as uncharacterized. Bases 50 to 2662 code for a protein of 870 amino acids. The transcript has 3 exons. NCBI's taxonomy places the organism in Eukaryota, Fungi, Ascomycota, Dothideomycetes, Pleosporales, Trematosphaeriaceae. The record is from RefSeq and is a predicted model, not a curated record. Gene Ontology annotation, cellular component: Cul8-RING ubiquitin ligase complex; nucleus. Gene Ontology annotation, biological process: double-strand break repair; DNA double-strand break attachment to nuclear envelope.
AUCAUAUCAACGCACAUCACGAACCUGCGUUCCACCCUUCACCGCCGCCAUGGAGGACACUACUAUGCUAGACGCCUCACAGGCUCUGUUCCAAGAUCUCACAUUUACCAUCGUUCCUACGUCCCUUUCCGAAGAGCGCAUCCGCACGUUGACUGAUGACAUUACCACAAAUGGCGGCGCCGUCCUACCAUUUGACAGCUCCGUCGGGCGCAUUGACAGGCUUGAAGAGGUUACCUACAUUAUUUCGGCGACCUCAGACUUCCCGGACUACCAUCGCGCGUUGGACCUGAUGAUACACGUCGUGAAGCCGGCAUGGGUGGACGGAUGCUUGAAGACCAACAAGAUCAAGAACCCUCGGGCAUACAGCCCGGAUCCUGCGCUGUUCAUGAGCGACGUGGUAGUGUGUUGUGGGGACAUACCGCCUGGGGACCAAGAUGCUAUUGCGGGUGGCGUGUUUGCUACUGGAGGGCAGUUCACCGCUACCCUAUCGAAGCUCACCACACAUCUUAUCGCGCUCAAUAUGGACGAUGAGAGGUGUCAGCUCGCCGUGAACAAGAGGCUGCGCUGCCAAAUUGUGUUACCCCACUGGUUCGACGAUUGCCUCAAGGUUGGUCGAAGGAUAAACGAGCGACCAUAUACCCUCCCUGAUCCAGAGAUCCUCAACAUAGAAGCCGGCCCGAUACCCGCAACCAAGACCAGCCCGCAGAUUCGUGAAGCUACAAACCCAGAUCCAAACGAUGCAUUCCCUCCGACACCGCCUGCACACUUAGAGAGCCCUCGAGCAAUCAGAGCAUUUGACAGCAAGAAGGUCAUGCUUGGAGAGGAUCUCAACCUGAACGAACACCUCAAAGGCGUCAUUACCGGUCUGAUCAAAGCCGGCGGUGGGCAGAUCACAACAAGCAUAGAGGAAGCGCACAUCUACGUAUGCAACUACCGGGAUGGUGAAGAUUAUGUCAAGGCAUCGCAAGCGAAUAAGGAUGUGGGCAAUCUCAGCUGGCUCUACUUCCUCAUCACCCACGACACCUGGACGAACCCAAUGCGCCGCAUGAUGCAUUAUCCCCGACCUCGCGACGGUAUUGCCGGCUUUCAGGAUUACAAGAUCAGUAUCUCCAGCUACACGGGGGAAGCGCGCGUCUACCUCGAGAACCUGGUCAAAGCUUGCGGCGCAGAGUUCACCAAGACCUUCAAGCAGGACAACACGCAUCUCAUUACAGCGCACAAAAACAGCGAGAAAUGCGAGGCAGCCGAGGAAUGGGGCGUCGAUGUCGUCAACCAUCUUUGGCUCGAAGAAAGCUAUGCGAAAUGCAAAAAGCAGAAAAUGACCGAUCCCCGAUAUACCUACUUCCCUCCUCGAACGAACAUGGGGGAGAUCCUAGGCUCUACGGAAAUUGACCGAGAUGCGGUUGAGAAAAUGUUCUUCUCGAAGACCCGCAAGCCAAAGGCUGUGAAAGCCCCAGCGCAACCCGGUGGAGUGCCUGCACCAAGUAUUCCAAUGGGUAGGAUGAACAGCGAUCGGGGCGCUCACACCUCGCCUUUAGCAGAGAAGACCUCUAGGCGAACGAAGACCACGGGUGAUGUGGUAACGCCAGCGCCCGCCCGACAUUUCGGCGGCAAGGAAAACGAGACGCCUGGUACAGCGGGUAGCCGGGGAGCAAAAGAUCGAGCUAAUGCGAGGCUACACGAGUCUGCACCAGAUAUCGCUCAAUUUGAGAAAGAAAUGAAGCGCAAGGGAGGCGUGAUCCACGGCGGCCGCCGGAACAAGGUAGAUGAGGGCUCUGACAAGUCCAAGAGGAAGGGAGGCCGGGAUUCUACAUCAAGCAAACGCUCGAUUGAGGAAGUCGACGGCGACGACGCGACAACUGAAGAUGAACUCACAGAAGAACCCGGCAAGAAGAACAAGAAGGCCCGGAAGGACAAGCUCACGCCCAUCAAAUACCGCAUGCUUCUCUCCAAGGACGAGCGCUGGGCUAACGACCCGGACAAGGAGUCAAAGGACAAGGCACGCAUGCGUGAACUAGGCCUCUUCAUCACCGACGACUUCAGGAAAGUAGACCUCCUUUGUGCGCCCAAAGUCGUCCGCACCAAGAAGUUCGUCGCAGCGCUUGCUUGCGCUCCUACGCUCGUCUCUAGCGCCUUCCUCGACUAUGCGCUUAAGAACAAUAAGCUGCCGCCGCCGGAGAAACAUCCCAUUGAUGAUAGGGAGUUCAGUAAGACGCAUGGUUUCAGGCUCAGAGACGCCGUCGAGCGUGCAGAACAGAAUAAGCACCGCCUUCUGAAGGACUGGACUAUCUUUUGCACGGAAAAAGUAUCUGGUGGCUUUGACACGUACAACGACAUCAUCACCGCGAACGGCGGGCGCUGCCAAAGAUGGCAGGGUCGCACCACGAACGUCACCGCUUCGAAGCGCAAGAUCGAUACCCAACCCCAGGAGGUCUCGCAGAACCAGGAAGAGGACGAGGGUGACGUGCUGUACCUCAUCUCCGAACCGAACAAGAGCGAGUUCAAACUGUGGGAGAAGUUCAGGGAGCUGGCGAAGAAGCAUGAUAUGAUUCCGCGGAUUGUCAAGACGGAGUGGCUGCUGUUUGUCGCGAUGGCACAGUAUGUGCAUUGGGAUGAGGAGUGGGAGUUGAACGAGGAGGUUGUUAAUGCUAUGGGCAAAUGAUUCCCUUAUUCAUCGCUCAUGCGGCGAGCUGACGAUGACGGCCGGCUAGAGUUCUAGGCGUUCGGGCACGGGAAUCGCAUUCCGGACUGCGUUUCGGCGAUAUUUUGGAGAGAGGGGAUCUCACGACGCUUGAUGUGGGCGAGGAGAGUGGAGAUAUUAAUCUGAUUUGCAUUGAUAUGCAUGGGUAUCUUCGAUGAGCCGGUUUCGGCUUCUUUCAUUCCAGCUGCCAUAGCUUCCU